Drosophila subpulchrella is the source of this 1212-nucleotide messenger RNA. RefSeq names its product mRNA-decapping enzyme 1A (gene DCP1). Gene Ontology annotation, biological process: positive regulation of catalytic activity; deadenylation-independent decapping of nuclear-transcribed mRNA; deadenylation-dependent decapping of nuclear-transcribed mRNA. Gene Ontology annotation, cellular component: P-body. The coding region runs from base 102 to 1187 and encodes 361 amino acids. Gene Ontology annotation, molecular function: mRNA binding; enzyme activator activity. The transcript has a single exon. NCBI's taxonomy places the organism in Eukaryota, Metazoa, Arthropoda, Insecta, Diptera, Drosophilidae. The record is from RefSeq and is a predicted model, not a curated record.
UAUAAAAAUCCAACUUUUUUGUCAGAAGAGCAGUGGGAUUGUUGAAUUCACAAAUAAUUGCAAUUAGCAAUAUCACGGAGGUAAAAUACGCUACAAACACAAUGGCCGACGAAAGCAUCACGCGAAUGAACCUCUCGGCCAUCAAGAAGAUCGACCCGUACGCCAAGGAGAUCGUGGACUCGUCCUCGCACGUCGCCUUCUACACGUUCAACUCGGCGCAGAACGAGUGGGAAAAGACGGACGUCGAGGGAGCCUUCUUCAUAUACCACCGCAACGCGGAGCCCUUCCACAGCAUCUUCAUCAACAACCGACUGAACACCACGUCCUUCGUGGAGCCGAUCACCGGCAGCCUGGAGCUGCAGUCGCAGCCUCCGUUCCUGCUCUACCGCAACGAGCGCUCCCGCAUCCGGGGCUUCUGGUUCUACAACAGCGAGGAGUGCGAUCGCAUCAGUGGCCUGGUGAACGGUCUGCUCAAGUCCAAGGACCACGGUACCAAUGGCCAGGUCCAGCGCCAUGCCCCCGCGCCCCAGGACAACAACCAGCCGGCCAGCAUAUUCAACAUGCUGAGCAAGGCGCAAAAGGACUACAAGGCCCAGGUAAGCGGCGGCCAGCCGAAGACGCCAUUGACGGAGAACGUGACGGCCGGCAAUGUGCUGAAGUUCUUUGAGUCGGCCAAGCAGGCCACAGCGGAUUCACUGUUCCAUCGCGUCCAGCCGCUCUCCGUGGACCAGCUGGAGAAACAGCAGCGGGCAGUCACACCUGGCGAGGAUCUGCUGCCCUCCGCGGGCAGGGACAACCACGAUAGCCGCUUGUCGCCCUUCCAGAAGGCCCAGCAGCUAAACACUCAGCUCCUCAGUGAGCUAAAGAUCGGCAAGAGCUUCGCUCCGGCACAAUCUCCGACCGGUGCCCCGUCUUCGUCGGCUUUGAUGGCCAACGACGAUGCCGGCAAGUGCUUGCGAAGAUUGCUGGCUGGAGACAAGCCCGGCCCGGCCCUGAUGCCGCCUACCAUGUUCGAUGCGCCCAACAACGGCAACCCGGAGCCCCAGCAGCCCCUCAACUCGACGCAAUUCGUCCAGGCCUUCACGUACCUUAUCCAGAACGAUAAGGAGUUCGCCAACAAGCUGCACAAAGCCUAUCUCAACGGCUAUUCCAAUCUGCUGCUGGAUUCCAGCCCCACAUAUCAAUAAACAGAAAUAUUCAACAUUUCCGAAA